This is a messenger RNA of Salvelinus sp. IW2-2015, 1458 nucleotides long. NCBI's taxonomy places the organism in Eukaryota, Metazoa, Chordata, Actinopteri, Salmoniformes, Salmonidae. The record is from RefSeq and is a predicted model, not a curated record.
AUGAACAUAGAGAUCUUUGGCCACGCACGCCAACGUGAACCCAUGUACCGUCUGUACAGCCGUCAGGUGCGCAGCAAGCAACUGGCCAUCAAGAGGAUGAACGAGAUCCAGAAGAGCAUCGAUGGCUGGGAGGGGAAGGACAUCGGCCAGUGCUGUUCCGCGUUCAUCCUGGAGGGGGCGCUCCUCCGCGCCGGCGCCAAACACGAGCGACACAACUUCCUGUUUGACGGCCUCAUGAUCAGCUGUAAGGCCAAUCAGAGCUCCCGACUCCCCGGUUCCGGAAGCGGGGCGGAGUUUCGUCUCAAGGAGAAGUUCGUCCUACGGAAAGUCCGCAUCGUGGACCGCGAGGACUCGGCGGAGUUAAAACAUGCCUUCGAACUCGUCGGUAAAGACGAGAACUGUGUGGUGUUCUGCGCUCGCUCGGCGGAGGAGAAGGGGGCGUGGAUGGCGGCGCUGGUCACCCUGCAGUACCGCUCCACACUGGACCGUAUGCUGGACACGGUUCUACAGCAUGAGGAGCAGGCCCAGCCCCUCCGCCUGCCCUCCCCGGAGCUUUACCGCUUCGCUGUGCACGACUCCGAGGAGAACAUCGUGUUUGAGGACCGUGUCCAGAGCAAGACUGGGAUACCUAUUAUUAAGGCUGGGACGGUGGUCAAGCUUAUAGAGAGGCUCACAUACCACAUGUACGCUGAUCCCAACUUUGUACGCACCUUUCUGACCACCUACCGGUCAUUCUGCAAGCCCGCAGGAGUGUGGGCCUGUUUGAUAGACAGGAUUGAGAUCCCUGCAGAACCCACAGAGGCAGACAAACAGGCUCUAUGGAAUGGGGAUCAGCCAAUGGCUGCAGAGCUACAGAGGUUCCGAGAGGAGUACGUCCAACCCGUCCAACUCCGGGUCCUGAAUGUGUUCCGUCAGUGGGUGGAGCAUCAUUUCUAUGACUUUGAGAACGACCCUGAGCUACGAGGCCGACUGGAAGGAAGUACAUCAGCAGCAUCCUACACUCCGAGUCGUUCUUUCUUUCCUGCUCGACCAGGCAAGUCUAUGAGGAAGUGGGUGGAGUCCAUCAACAAGAUCAUCAAGAGGAAGAUGCAGACUCAGUCCAACGGGGUCAGCCACAACAUUACCUUCGGAGCCCGCCCCGCCAUCAGUGGCAAUCAGCCGCCUGGUCAGACGGACACCUUUGACCUCAUGACCCUUCACCCCAUAGAGAUCGCACGCCAGCUCACCCUGCUUGAGUCUGAACUCUACAGGGCUGUGAGGCCGUCUGAGCUGGUGGGGAGUGUCUGGACCAAAGAGGACAAGGAGAAUAACUCUCCCAACCUGCUGAGGAUGAUCCGUCACACCACCAACCUCACGCUGUGGUUCGAGAAGUGUAUUGUGGAAGCAGAGAACCUGGAUGAGAGAGUAGCAGUGUUAACCCGGGUCAUUGAGAUCCUGCAGGUGUUUCAGGAGCUCAAC